Molecule: messenger RNA, 2683 nt
Organism: Lucilia cuprina (Australian sheep blowfly)
Lineage: Eukaryota; Metazoa; Arthropoda; Insecta; Diptera; Calliphoridae
Exons: 3
Coding region: 44-2500 (818 amino acids)
Source: RefSeq, a predicted model, not a curated record
AUUUAUUGAAAUUUAAUAGUUCUUACUUCAACUUUGGUCGAACAUGAAGUUUUCGGUUUUAGCAUUAUUAUUGGCCAUAUUUUUGUUGGCAUUUGCUGCCAAUGUCAAUUCAAAAUCGAUUAGUUUAAAUGCCUUAGAACUGAUCGAUGGAGCUGAUAGUGCUUCAUCAGAAGCUCCCGCUUCUAGCUCAGAAGCAAAUGAGUCAUCAUCUAAUGCUCCAGAAUUAUCUUCAGAAGCUCCCGAGGCAUCAAGUAUAGCCCCCGAAUCGUCUUCUGGUGCUCCCGAGUCUACUUCUGCUGCUCCUGAAUCAUCUUCUGAAGCUCCCGAAUCAUCUUCGGCAGCACCCGGGGAAUCUACUUCUGCUGCACCAGAGGAAUCUUCUUCUAGUGCUCCCGAAUCUUCUUCGGCAGCGCCUGAGGAAUCUUCUUCUAGUGCUCCCGAAUCCUCUUCUGCUGCACCAGAGGAAUCUUCUUCUAGUGCUCCUGAAUCUUCUUCGGCUGCGCCUGAGGAAUCUUCUUCUGCAGCGCCUGAGGAAUCUUCUUCUAGUGCUCCCGAAUCCUCUACUGCUGCACCAGAGGAAUCUUCUUCUAGUGCUCCUGAAUCUUCUUCGGCAGCGCCUGAGGAAUCUUCUUCUAGUGCUCCUGAAUCAUCUUCUGCUGCACCAGAGGAAUCUUCUUCGGCUGCACCUGAGGAAUCUUCUUCUGCUGCUCCUGAAUCAUCUUCUGCUGCUCCCGAGGAAUCUUCUUCUGCUGCUCCUGAAUCAUCUUCUGAGGCUCCCGAAUCUUCUUCUGAAGCUCCAGAACCAUCUUCUGAAGCUCCAGAAUCUACUUCCGCUGCGCCUGAGGAAUCUUCUUCCAGUGCACCCGAGUCAUCCUCCGCAGCGCCUGAAUCUUCUUCUGCCGCACCUGAGGAAUCAUCGUCAACUGAAGCACCGGAAUCUUCCUCAGCAGCACCUGAGGAAUCAUCUUCCAGUGCCCCCGAAUCAUCUUCUGAAGCUCCUGAAUCUUCUUCUGCAGCUCCCGAAUCAACAUCUGAAGCUCCUGAAUCGACAUCUGAAGCUCCCGAAUCGACAUCUGAAGCUCCCGAAUCUUCUUCUGAAGCUCCAAAUGAAAAACCACACCCUCCAGAACGCCCUCCACAUGAUAAACCACAUGGUAAACCCGAUCGUCCGCCACAUGAUAAACCUGAUCGCCCACCACAUGGUAAACCCGAUCGUCCACCACAACAUAAACCGGAACAUCCAGCCGACAUUUCCAGAAUACAAAAGUAUUUCAAGCGCUUGUUUAGGUCUCUAGGAGAUUAUACUGCUGAAGUCAUUGGAGCUGUAAGUAAUGGUGAUGUACCAUUAGAACAAUUCCCUGAUGAUUCCAAUGAACACUCAGGUGAACAUCAUCAAAUUGGCGACAAUGACUCUAACGAAGAAUCAUCCAAUGAAGAAUCGGAUGAACAUCGUCCACAUGGUGAAAACAGACCAGAAUCAAAUGAAGGAUCAGAUGAACAACAACCACAAGACAACCACAGACCUGAUUCUAAUGAAGAAUCAGAUGAACAUCAUCAGCAUGGUGAUAAUCGACCUGGUUCUAAUGAAGGAUCAGAUGAACACCGUCCACAAGGUGACAGACCCGAUUCUAAUGAAGGAUCAGAUGAACAUCGCCCACAUGGCGACAACAAACCUGGAUCAAAUGAAGGAUCAGAUGAACAUCAUCAACAAGGUGACAAUAGACCCGGCUCAAAUGAAGAAUCAGGUGAACAUCAAGAUCAUCAACAAGGCAACCACAAACCUGAUUCCAAUGAAGGAUCAAAUGAACAUCAUCAACAAGGUGACAACAGACCCGGCUCCAAUGAAGAAUCUGGAGAACAUCACGAUCAUCAACAAGGCAACCACAAACCUGAUUCCAAUGAAGGAUCAAAUGAACAUCAUCAAGAAGGAGACGACACCCCUAGUUCCAAUGAUGAAGGAUCAAAUGAACAUCAUCAUGAAGACCACAAUAAACCUGACUCUAACGAAGGAUCUGAUGAACAUCACCCACAUGGCGACAACAAACCUGGAUCAAAUGAAGGAUCAGAUGAACAUCAUCACCAAGGUGACAAUAGACCCGGUUUGAAUGAAGAAUCAGGUGAACAUCAAGAUGGCAACCACAAACCUGAUUCCAAUGAAGAGUCAGGUGAACAUCAUCAAAAAGGUGACGACACCCCUAAUUCCAAUGAUGAAGGAUCACAUGAACAUCAUCAUGAAGACCACAAUAAACCUGACUCUAACGAAGGAUCUGAUGAACAUCGUCCACAAGAUGACAACAGACCCGACUCCAAUGAGGGAUCAGAUGAACAUCAUCAACAAGGAUCUAAUUCUAACGAAGGAUCAGAUGAACAUAAUCCACAAGGACCUGAUUCUAACGAAGGAUCUGAUGAACAUCGUCCACAUGGCGACAACCGACCAGAUGAGCAUUAUCCACAUGGCGACAUCAGACCAGAUUCUAAUGAACAGUUAGAUGAUCAUUAACCAAUAAAUAACCACCACCUAACUAUCAACAAUGGAGUCUGAGUUUAGAUAUAAUAGUGAAGACAUUAAUUUUUGAUUUUUUUCGUUUAUUGAAAGAAAAUUUCAAUUUUAACAAUAAUGUAAGGGUCAACCUUACUUAAUUACUAUAAAAAAUGUAAAUAAAUUAUAUUUAACUUUGAAGAA